Molecule: messenger RNA, 1676 nt
Organism: Monomorium pharaonis (pharaoh ant)
Lineage: Eukaryota; Metazoa; Arthropoda; Insecta; Hymenoptera; Formicidae
Product: E3 ubiquitin-protein ligase TM129
Exons: 7
Coding region: 231-1334 (367 amino acids)
Biological process (GO): protein ubiquitination
Cellular component (GO): endoplasmic reticulum; membrane
Molecular function (GO): ubiquitin protein ligase activity
Source: RefSeq, a predicted model, not a curated record
GAUAGGAUGAUGGAGUUUCAAUAGAUAAAUGCAUAUAUCUACCGUCAAAAUCGAAAUUUUAUAUCAGUUUAGAAUAGGCCUCGUGCAAACUUUCUAAUCUUAAAUAGUUUUCCAGUACAUACAUCAAGUUAUAAGAAGAUACCAGUAUUGUCACACCGAAGAUAUAUAACCUGUCACAAUAUUUUUAUUAUAUAUUUUGACAAGGACCUGAGCGGAAAGAAUGUAAAAAAAUGUCAUCUCUACUGUUUUACACUUUAUUUUAUCUUCUGAUGUCUGGAUGUAUCGUCUAUCCGCCUACGGAAUUUGUCUCGGCAGGGCUGACUGUUAAGGACGUCUUCGCGAAUUGGCUUGGUAGUGAGAACGAAUUAUUCGUGCAGUAUCAUAUCAGAAGAAGCGUAACUACAUUACUCCUACAUUCUGUGCUACCUUUGGGCUACGUUCUAGGAUUGCUCAUCUUUGAUCACAUAGAUGCUGAAAAAUUGUUGUUAGUCGAUGGAAAUUAUCUCGGUCCAUUAAUCAUUCUUUGCGUUACAAUUGCUCCGCUUUACACACUAAAUAAAGUCUUCGAAUGGUCUGCACACGACUGGGCUACGCAUCCAAUAGCACAAAAUCUAUCUGUGUACAGUAAUAAUAAUACGCCAUGGACAGCUGUUGCCUCUGAUAUUAACACAGAGUAUCGAAGAAUAGAUAAAAUUGUUAUUAUCACAAAUAGUGUAAGUCGUGUCGUAGCAACAGAUAAUUGGAUCAUUAAAAUCACGCCUUAUAAAUUGCAAGUAGCGCAUCAAAGCGAUGCGACCUUAGUCAUAAAUAAGAGCGACAUUCAUUUCAUGUCGCCCACAACAAGGGAUCAGAUUCAGUUUAUCAAUAUACAGGUGAAACCCAUGCGAGUUAUGGCACAAGAAUUCGACAUAAGAUUAAACGCGUUAGAUUUCAAGGAUUUACAGGACAAAGUUUCACGGCCGAUCGCUAUACCGCACAAUAUAACGUUCCACAGAACUUUGCUCGAUAGAUUUAUCGAUACUUUCAAAGAGGAAGUCGAUAAAAAUCCAUUCUACGAUACUGCCGAGGAGUUAGGUCAAUGCAUCGGAUGCAUGCAAGCGUUGUCGAAUGUAAAAUUGAACAGAUUAUGCAGUAGGGCCGAGUCUAGAGACCUUGACGACUGCAUGACGUGUUAUUGCCGUCCAAUGUGGUGCAUAGAAUGCAUAGCGAAGUGGUUUGCCUCAAGACAAGAUGAAAAUGCACCAGAAACGUGGUUGUCCUCCAAAUGUACCUGUCCUCUCUGCAGAGCACGUUUCUGUGUUUUAGAUGUAUGUCUUGUAAAAAAUUCUAAUUAAAAAUUAAAUGUGAAUUAUUUUUAAUUAUAUUAUGGAAUAAUUUCUAUUUCUAUCAAUCUUAAUACAAAAUAUUUUAUAUACAGAAUAAAGUCUGAUAUUUAUUUAUAAAAAUACAUUCUUAUACGUUUUAAAUCACAUUUUAUUUUCAUAAAAUAAACAUUAUAUAUAUAAAUUAAUAGGAAGGACAACUUUUUUGAAGGAUUAAGAACUAAUAGAAUAAUUCACUUUAUUAUCACAAAAACUGAUAAACAUUCAUCAAAUAUUGAAAAUAUAAAUACGUAUAAAGAUUACUAUUAUAUUUUAUUAUUAAUAAAUACUUACUGAUGCCAUAUCAGAAAUUUA